AUGGGAGGUUCGUCGUCCCGCUCCGCCAUCCGGCGCGGGCGGGCGGAAGGAGGGGACCGCAACCAGCCCUCGUCCACCUUCCACCACCCCACCGAGAUGGCCACCACAACACCGCCCCCGCCACCUCCACCUCCACCUCCACCUCAACCUCAACCUCAACCUCGCAUGGCCUCGCCCUUCCUCGCCCUCUUCCGCUCGCUGGGCAACUCCCGCUGGGCCCUCACCCGCACCCUCCGCAGUGACAACCCGUUCGACCUGAACGGUGAACUGCGGGGCACCGCCACCUUCACCGCGUUACCGAGUACGGCCGACCGCGACUGGCUGUACAGCGAAGAGGGCGACAUCCCCACGACGGUCAGUGGCGGGGCCGCGCAGGCGGGCCUGCGCUGGACGAAGAAAUAUAUCUGGCGCGAUGAUGACGCGGGGCGCAUCAGUGUGUGGUUUGUCAAGGUGGCUCCCGGGCCCGAGGAGGCAGACUACCUCUUCCACAACUUCGAGUUCGCAGAGGCCGCGAGCAGACGGGAGGGACAAGGGGAGGGGAAGGAGGAGGAGGGGGGAGGAAUUGAUCACUCCCCCGACGCCUCCGACGACAACGUCCGAUGCGGAGAGCACCGUUCUCACCGCUCGUGGAAACCACCUCUGCAUCAACGACAUGUACCGCACCGCCUACGCCUUUCGCAUUCGGCCGGAGACAGGGGAGGUGCUGAGCUGGGCCAGUCGGCAUGUCGUCCGGGGUCCGAAGAAGGACCAGGAGAUUAUCAAUCGCUACGACCGGGGGCAAUGAACAAAAAGGCGGGGGGAGAGACUCGGUGUGAUGCUGUCGGUAUAACUUCCCGGGAGCCAGCCAGUCCGCGGGCCGCUCUCUCUGGGAGCGGGCUGGUUCUUUUCCGUUCCUACCCUUUUGUUUGCGUCAACCUCUUGCAAUUCAGCCUAUUCUACUCGUAUUCGGAUUUCAAUCGCGUCUCAGCCCAUCGAAUUCCACUCAUCAUAUAG
Molecule: messenger RNA, 993 nt
Organism: Penicillium canariense
Lineage: Eukaryota; Fungi; Ascomycota; Eurotiomycetes; Eurotiales; Aspergillaceae
Exons: 1
Coding region: 1-993 (330 amino acids)
Source: RefSeq, a predicted model, not a curated record